Periconia digitata is the source of this 1128-nucleotide messenger RNA. The record is from the annotation of a GenBank genome assembly. Lineage: Eukaryota; Fungi; Ascomycota; Dothideomycetes; Pleosporales; Periconiaceae.
UGAUGUUGAAUGUCUAGAUUAUGUAAGACUUCCGACCACCGAGGUUGAACCGCAGCAACGCGGGACAGACUGCACGGCCCACCCAGGCGUCAUCUUCAUACAUACCGUAGCUGUGGUAGGGCAGCCACUUGUCUCGACCAUAGAACCAACUUUCAACCAGAUCUUCAGAAUAAAACACCUGUUUUGUUCGAAACUUUCACCUACAACUACCCUGAAAUCCCCUAGAAUACUGAACAAUCCGCGAACAUGGCAGGCGAUCCAAGAGCACUGCUCCGUCAGGCCGAACAGAGCUUGCAGAAAGCGUCCGGAGGAUUCAGUUUAUUCGGAGGACGCCAGGAGAAAUAUGAGGCAGCAGCAGAGCAGUUCAUUGCUGCAGCAAACGCAUUCCGAAUGCAGAAGAUGGGCAAAGAAGCUGGUGAAGCAUUCGAGAAGGCAGCAUCGGUGCAGCGCCAACAGCUCAACGAGCCCGACGAUGAAGCCAACACACUCACAGAAGCUUUCAAGGCAUACAAGAAAGAUGACUCAGAAGCCGCGGCGAGAUGUCUGGACAAGGCCAUUGCGCAUUAUUGCGCCAAAGGCAACUUCCGUCGCGCGGCAACGCACAAGCAAAACCUCGGCGAGCUGUUCGAGAUCGAGCUUGGCGACAACGGGCGCGCGGGCGCAGCCUUCGAAGAAGCUGCUGGUUGGUACGAAAGCGAUAACGCAGAGGCCCUCGCCAACAAACUUUGGCUCAAGACAGCCGAUCUCGUCGCUCUAGACGGCAAAGACUACUACAAAGCCAUCUCGCUGUACGAGAAAGUCGCAAAAUCCUCCAUCAACAACAACCUCAUGCGCUGGUCUGUAAAAGAGUACCUGUUGAAAGCAGGCAUCUGCCAGUUGUGCACGGGCGACCAGGUCGGUGUCAACGCUGCAUUGGACAGGUACAGGGACUUGGACCCUAGCUUCACGCAGCAGCGUGAACACCAGCUGCUCGUGGAUUUGGCGCAGGCAGUUGAGCAAGGCGACCAGGAUAUGUUCAGUGAAAAGCUAUUCCAAUACGAUCAGAUGAGCAAGCUGGAUAAGUGGAAAACGACACUGCUCUUGCGCAUCAAGGAGUCGGUGGAGAGCAAGGAAGAGGACUUCUCUUAA